AUGUCAGCCAAAGAUUCCUCCCUUCCCACAGAAGCAAUGGACGCCGAAGCAGCACCCACACGGAAAAUCCGUGAUGCCAAACUCCCAUCCAGAAAACGUACCGCCCUAGGAAGAGCAUCCCCAAACACUACUCAACCAUCCAUCACUACCUCCAAAUCCGCACCCACAAAACCACCCAACUCAUCAACUCCAGCUUCCUCAGAAGUCACUUCAUCAUCAGAAGCAGAAGCCUCCCCAUCAGAAUCUUCUUCCGAAGACGAAUCUGAAGAUGAGAUUCCCCUCAUACGGCCCCUAAAUGCCCGUCCCGUCAUGCGUGUAUCCGAGCUGAAUGGUUUUGGCGGUUCAGAAGGCUUAAAUAAUCUUCCAGAUUUUUUGAAGCAGAUGAAAGAAGCGAAUGAGGAAUUAAUGAAGAAAAUGAGUGGGGGUGAAAAGCGAGGGCUAGAGGAUGUGAGGGAAGGAGAGAGUUAUGUGGAAAUGAAUUUGGGAUUGGGCGUUUUGGAAGAGAAGAGGGAUGGGGACAGUGAGCAUGAGAGUGAAAGUGAGGUAGAGGAGAAAGAUGCGGAUGGGGAUAGGAAGAUGGGGGAGGGAAAGAAGGUGGGAAUUGAAGAACUUUGA
Sclerotinia sclerotiorum 1980 UF-70 is the source of this 615-nucleotide messenger RNA. RefSeq lists its product with no specific name. NCBI's taxonomy places the organism in Eukaryota, Fungi, Ascomycota, Leotiomycetes, Helotiales, Sclerotiniaceae. Gene Ontology annotation, biological process: box C/D snoRNP assembly. The record is from RefSeq and is a predicted model, not a curated record. The transcript has a single exon. Bases 1 to 615 code for a protein of 204 amino acids.